CGCGUAACAAUCAAGAAAGAAAAAAGGCCUCACCGCCCAAGCGUUCGCGCUCAAGCCCACGAGGAAGAAAACCACUCCAUCAUCCACUCACAGUUGUCAGCCAAAAGCACUCUCCACAAAUCUCCGACAUGCUACUGUGCACCUCCCAUCCAGCCCCCCGACAUCUUCCGAAAAGCCCCACGAGGGAAACAGAAAAAUACCACAUCGGCAACGGACAGACCCGACGUCGUGGCCUGGGCCCCUAAAGCGGAUCCCCGUCCUCACUCCACCAUGUGCUGUUACAAGCAUCACCAUACCUGGGCAACCGCCGCAGCAACAGUCACCCAACGAGGCGCCCCUAUCCACUAUCCACCCAUCCUAGAACAUAAUCCAAGAAAAAAUUGGGACGCUCCGGGCGAGCCCCAGCGAGCCGCAAAUCAGCAUCAUCCGUGACCCACAUGACAGCGACAGCCACCCACGCACGAGAACGAGAUCGUGAGAUUGAGAGAUUUGGGCCCAACCAUGGACCCUUUUUUUUCUCCUUCUUUGCCCCCUUUUGGGACGUGUGGACCGCCGCCGCCGCCCCCGUUUCUUGUUCCCGUCCGCGGGUUGGAAUAAGGUGUUUACACCGCCACACGUUACGACGACUGGAUGCUACUCGGUACUACCUCAUUUUCCCGUUUCACGAGAUUGGAGAGUUGUAGUACGUUAUCACCGUGCAUGUUGUGGAGAUGCAUCUAGUAGAACUACAAGCGAGCAUACAUGCAUGCAAUCCUGGUCAUCGUACAAUACAUGGAACGCUUUUUUUUUCUCUUCUUCUCCUCUUUGUAAUGUCUAUUCCAAAUGUCUCGAUCCUCUAAUUCCGGUGUACAGCCCUGCGAAAGUAGUAAAAACCCCGAUAUCAAUCUCCAAAAUGAGAAGAACAAGACACCGCCCGCCACUACCAAUCACGGUAGCCACUAUUGAUGAUGAUGAUGUUGUUGAGAACCAACACUAGAGUUGAGGCUCUGCGGCAAGCAUUGCUAGCGUGAUGUCGACUAGCUAUGGUGCGGCUGUACCCACUUAAAUCUUUUUUUUUUCUCUUCUUUUCUUCAUCUGCUACCUGGCUUAGUUGAUCUUGUUUUACGCCGUGUUUUGUAAGAUUGCUGUGCCCAUGGGGGUCUGUUUUGAAAAGAAAAAAUAAAAAAAAUGGUGUGGGAUUGUAUUCCAAACUCAUGGACUAGGAUGUGGAGUGUGUAUA
Periconia digitata is the source of this 1219-nucleotide messenger RNA. Lineage: Eukaryota; Fungi; Ascomycota; Dothideomycetes; Pleosporales; Periconiaceae. The record is from the annotation of a GenBank genome assembly.